AUGAAAUUCUUGCUCCUGACCCUUACUGUAUUUUUGAUCCUGUUCCAGAUGUUGCCAGUCUGCAGGGGCCGAAAAUCUUGCUGGAUCAUGAAAGGACACUGCAGAAAAGAAUGCAAGUCUGGUGAACAGAUUAAAAAGCCAUGUAGAAACGGUGACUAUUGCUGUAUUCCAAACAAGACAGAUUCUCAACCUCAUAGGCCAAUCCAAGCACCUACCAGGAAAUCUCAAACUUUUAAUAAUAAUUUGAAAGAAAAUGCCCUUUUGGAGAAUGUACCAGUAGUCAUUUAA
This is a messenger RNA of Phacochoerus africanus (Common warthog), 288 nucleotides long. Its product is annotated as beta-defensin 118-like. The transcript is spliced from 2 exons. The record is from RefSeq and is a predicted model, not a curated record. Lineage: Eukaryota; Metazoa; Chordata; Mammalia; Artiodactyla; Suidae. Gene Ontology annotation, cellular component: extracellular region. Gene Ontology annotation, biological process: innate immune response. The coding region runs from base 1 to 288 and encodes 95 amino acids.